AUGGCCAGUGUCGUCCUGGAUUAUACCUUCAAAGAUACCUCCGUGGCCAAUCCGGACGGCACAUUCGUCUCCCAGCUCCCGUCUGAUGCCCAAAUCGUGCCGUGGUCUGGUGGGAGUAUCCAGGGUCAGAAUCUUUUGCGGGCUGUAGUGUUCGGUCCCAGUGGGCCACUGGAGGUUGAUCUGAGCAACUACGCCGUUGAUACUACCAGCCAGUUCCACGCCAGAGUCGUUUUCAUCUACGGAGGCACCAAUCCCCCUCCCAGUGCUCCAUAUCCCCCAAGGAUCAUCCUCCAGUCGAACUUUAUCCCGUUCAGCUUGAACCUCGUCUUUCGCGAUGGCAAAGUAUGGCUUCAGUCUCAAGUCAGUGUCACUGGGCCGUCCACCCGGCUAUUCCCAUGCGCAACCCAAACAUUCAGUACGCCUCAAAUCAAUCCGGGAGUGCCCUACGCUGCGGAACUGGUUUGGGAUAGCGAAAAGGGUAUCUUGGUCACCUUCCUCAACGGCAUCGCAAUCAGCUCUCAUGGGUGUGGCCCCUCAGCAAGCGUUCAGCCGCCGAGAGCGCCUCUCACGGACAAAACGGUUUUCAUAGGAGGUCCGAAGGGUCCUGUGUCCCGAUCACAUUUUCUAGGUUCCAUUGCCGCGGUCCAAAUCGAGCUAGCUAUUCCAGGCAAUCUUACGGACCAAGUGGCGCAGCAGAAGCAAUCCCCCCAGUGGUAUAUCACGACAAAAUUGGAGACGUUGAGACCGAAUCGAGACUUCGGCCAACCUGGUGGCCCAAUUGUGCAGCAGGACCAUACUUCUACUCAGCAGUACACGGCUGGUGCAAUUUCUUACCAUCCUCCCCUCCUCAUACAUCAAAGUUCGAGGGAGGCUUUCGAAUUACAUGGAGUUUUCUGGAACGCGUACAAGAACCUCCCAGACGCACUUCACGGUUUUUUGGGGUAUCAAACCUCGGAUGAAGCCCCAUGGAACGAGGGUGGGGUCACCGGCCGGCGUGUCCGGUUCUCCAACGGCCAGCUCGAAGCAUCCGAUUCGCCUAAUCCAGACGACGUCCCCAUAUAUGCAGUAGCGGGAGAAAUCUGGAAGGCUAGAAGAAGCGACGGAGGCUUACAACGAUGGGGAAUCGCGAUUGGCCUUCAGUACACGCCGCUCCCAGAUAAUGUCGACCGGAAAGAUGUUAUCAUGCAGCGAUUCGAGCACGGAAGCUUCUACCAAAAGGACCCCUCAACCACAGCCUGGGGCCUAUUUGGGCUAAUCGAUCGAAAGUACCGUGAUAAUGGGGGACCACGAGGUGCGCUACCCAUCGGACCCGAAGAGAAGAUUCACGGCAUCACAACCGUUCUCGGCCUACCACCCAACAUCCAUGUGAUCGAGCUCGACGUCCGCAAGAGCCCCCUCUCCUAUGAUCAAGAUAUCUACUGGAGCAGCGUCACGGGCGCCCACUUCGUAUCGGGCGACAUUCGUCAACAGUGGAUUAACCUUGGCGGUCCGACCGGCUUCCUCGGCCUUCCCACAUCUGACCGUCGCCUGGAGACCCGGACCGAGUACCAAGACUUCCAACAUGGCAUGGCUGUCGUGGAGCACACUAUGAGCGGCAACGUGCGCUUCUGGGCGCCUCGCGCGUUUAAAGUAAUCGUCGACAUGAUCGGAACAGGCUGGCCGCCGGAUCCUACGGAGCCGGGUGACCCACUGCCUUAUAACGACGUAUAUAUCAAUAUCCAAAUAGAGAAGCGGAUCCGCGGAACCCCUUUGGGAACGCUGCUUCUCGACCAGCGGUAUCCAGAUGGCUCGGACGGAAAGCGUGUGUGGAAAGACUCGCAGAUUUUCAGUCUAGAUCCUCCGGUGGUGCUUCCACCCUUGAUGGUGCCGGCAAUGGGCGUGGAGUAUGUGGUCAAAGUGAGGGUGUAUGAUGAGGACAAGCCGCCGUCCGGUAAUGAGAGUCGUGAUACUUUGAUCGGGGAAGGAAGUUUUACGCUCAAUUACCAGAAUGUGUUCAUGUUAUCAACCUUCGAUGCAAACUCGGGGCGUUCCCAUGGCUCCUUCGAUAUCAAGCUGUCUGAUGACCCGACAAAGAGGGAGUCGGAACGGGUUAGGUUUGUGACGGAGGUGUUUGUAACGUAGGCUUGAGUUUCUUCUUCUCCUAAGGUAUGCAUCUGGGAACGAUUAUGAAUUGAGCAAUCAAGUAUGUCGAAC
Molecule: messenger RNA, 2193 nt
Organism: Lindgomyces ingoldianus
Lineage: Eukaryota; Fungi; Ascomycota; Dothideomycetes; Pleosporales; Lindgomycetaceae
Exons: 2
Coding region: 1-2121 (706 amino acids)
Source: RefSeq, a predicted model, not a curated record